AUGAUCUUGGAGCAUACUUUAAUUGGCGUGCUCUUCGUCAUGAGUGCGAUGAGUUGGGUACGAUCAAAUCCAGCGCCGGGCAAAUUAAGCCCAAAAAGUAUACCGUCAACCACCAGAAAAAAAGAUCCUCAAGUAUCAUACCAAUAUCCAGUUUAUGGACCUCAGUUAAUCAAAAAUAGAAGUACCGAAUAUGUGCCAGGAAUAGGUGAAGUCAUCGUAGCGCAAGACCGAUUUGAGUCUCGCCCGUUAUUCGCAUAUAAAAAUAAGAAUCAAGAAGCAGGAUAUAGUUACAAUGUACCAUCCGGUCCUACCCUCUCCUUAAAAACCACAACAUCCGCUCCUGAUGUGACGCCCAGUAGAAAUUCUUAUGACUCUCCAUAUUCAUCUUAUAAUCCUCCCGAGUUUAAGCCAUAUGAUACGUUUGACCCAAGUUCAGUUUCAAAAGACAACCCUAAAUCAAAAGAUAAAGCGAAACCUCAAAAUGAUGAGUCAUAUCCAUCUUUAGGACCGCCGUUAGCUGUAAUUAAUGACGACAAAAAGGUAGACAAUAGUUAUGGUAACCUUCCUUAUGACGAAAAUGAACAGGAUUAUGAACACGUACCUCAAAAUCAUGAACAACACGAUAAGCCGUCGCACCCGCCAGCAGAUAUUGACGCCACCUAUUAUUCUUCUGGUUAUUCAAAAGGUCCACCUGAUCCUCCAAUGAGCGGCGAAAACGAUCCUGUUGACACAAUGAUGGUCCAGCAAGAUGACUUACAUGGAAAAAUGCCUUUUGAAACUCCUGAGCAUACUGCGGUUAGAGCUCCAGCCUCACCUCAUUACGAUGACCCACAUUCUUUUCCUUCAUAUCUUUUCGAUCAUCAGCAUUAUGACAAUCAUGUCUAUGAAGAGAUUCCACAUACGACGGAGGCCGCAAAAGAGGACAAACGUGUAAGCAGCACAAACUACAGUUAUUACUAUUUAGGAAGAAAACUGUGGUAUAUACCUUUAUACUUUAGUAUAUACUUCAUCAUUUACGUUACUGUACUUAUUCUUAAAUCCAUAGCAAGACAUAAGGUCAGGCUAAAGUAUAAAUGGUAUGAACACGACACUAGUGCUAAACAGGCAAGGAGUAUGGAUCUUACGUUUAAAGGAGAUGAAUCUUUACUUUCUAAUUUACACAAUAACGUAUCCAUUGCUUUGGAAAAAACAACUUCUAAAUAUGAUAAGUUUGUGCCUAAGUAAAUUAUAAUCAAUGAUUUAAA
Messenger RNA from Anthonomus grandis grandis, 1244 nucleotides. RefSeq lists its product as uncharacterized. The record is from RefSeq and is a predicted model, not a curated record. Lineage: Eukaryota; Metazoa; Arthropoda; Insecta; Coleoptera; Curculionidae. The coding region runs from base 1 to 1224 and encodes 407 amino acids. The transcript has 2 exons.